AUGGGGAGGGGGCGGGUGGAGCUGAAGCGGAUCGAGAACAAGAUCAACCGGCAGGUGACCUUCGCCAAGCGCCGCAACGGACUGCUCAAGAAGGCGUACGAGCUCUCCGUGCUCUGCGACGCCGAGGUCGCGCUCAUCAUCUUCUCCAACCGCGGCAAGCUCUACGAGUUCUGCAGCACGCAGAGUGGCAUGCCGAAAACACUUGAAAAGUAUCAAAAAUGCAGCAGCCAUGCAGGGCCUGAAACAGCUAUACAAAAUAGAGAAAAUGAGCAAUUGAAAAGCAGCCGCAAUGAGUACCUCAAACUGAAGGCACGUGUUGAAAACUUACAGCGAACUCAAAGGAAUUUGCUCGGUGAAGAUCUUGAUUCAUUAGGAAUAAAGGAGCUCGAGCACCUCGAGAAGCAACUUGAUUCAUCCUUGAAGCACAUAAGAUCUACAAGGACACAGCACAUGGUUGACCAACUGACAGAACUUCAGAGAAGGGAACAAAUGUUUUCUGAAGCAAAUAAGUGUCUCCGAAGAAAACUGGAGGAGAGUAAUCAGGUUAUCUGGCAGCAAGCGUGGGAGCAUGGCGAGCGGCAGCCCGAAGUGCAGCAGCAGCAGCUGCACAGUGACAACGGAUUCUUCCAUCCCCUCGAUGCUGCUGGUGAACCCACCCUUCAGCUAGGGUACCCUACUGAGGCCCUGACUAGCUUAUGCAUGACUACCUUCCUGCCCCCAUGGUUGCCAUGAGUCUACUGUGAUUCCGAAAUAAUAAGGAUGCUGCGGCUGGCCGCUUGCAUAUGUUGUGCUUCGAGUGACAGAUUCUAC
This is a messenger RNA of Phragmites australis (common reed), 810 nucleotides long. RefSeq names its product MADS-box transcription factor 7-like. Gene Ontology annotation, cellular component: nucleus. Bases 1 to 732 code for a protein of 243 amino acids. Gene Ontology annotation, biological process: positive regulation of transcription by RNA polymerase II. The record is from RefSeq and is a predicted model, not a curated record. NCBI's taxonomy places the organism in Eukaryota, Viridiplantae, Streptophyta, Magnoliopsida, Poales, Poaceae. The transcript is spliced from 9 exons. Gene Ontology annotation, molecular function: protein dimerization activity; DNA-binding transcription factor activity, RNA polymerase II-specific; RNA polymerase II cis-regulatory region sequence-specific DNA binding.